CCUCCGCCCCGCACGGCGCGGAGUCCCGCGGCUCCCUGGCCCUGGCUGCUGACGCCGGCUCGGGGUUCGCUCCCGCUUGUCCCCGGUCCGUCAGCCGGGGCUGCCCCUGCCUGUCCCUGUCCCCGCUGCCGGCCGCCCGGCCCGGGACCCGCCACGUCCCGUUCCUGAGCAGAGCAGCCGGCUGGGGACGGGCCGGGGCUGAGCCCCGCGCCCGCGUGUAGAGAUGAAUAACCCUGAAGCGCGGCCGGCGUACCGAGGGUUCCGCUGGCAAAGCGCCGGUCGCUCGUCCGUCGCAGUGGCCGCAGGUGCCAGUGAAAGCGUGGGGAAGCACAUGCUGGAAGCAUGCAACAAUAAUCUGGAGAUGGCUGUCACCAUGUUUCUGGAUGGUGGAGGCAUAGCAGAGGAGCCCAGCACCAGCUCUGCAGGGGUGUCUGCCGUCCGGCCGCACACUGAGGAUGAAGUUCGAGCUCCAAUCCCUCAGAAACAGGAGAUUUUAGUAGAGCCCGAGCCCUUGUUUGGAGCUCCCAAACGCCGCAGACCUGCGCGCUCCAUAUUCGACGGCUUUCGGGAUUUCCAGACAGAAACCAUUCGACAGGAGCAGGAGCUACGCAAUGGUGGGGCAGUGGAUAAGAAACUGACGACUCUGGCAGACCUCUUCAGGCCUCCCAUCGAUCUGAUGCACAAGGGCAGCUUUGAAACGGCCAAGGAGUGUGGUCAGAUGCAAAACAAAUGGCUCAUGAUAAACAUUCAGAAUGUACAAGAUUUUGCCUGCCAGUGUCUCAACCGUGACGUCUGGAGCAACGAGGCUGUGAAGAACAUCAUCCGGGAGCAUUUCAUCUUCUGGCAGGUGUACCAUGACAGUGAGGAAGGACAGAGGUACAUACAGUUUUAUAAACUGGCAGACUUCCCUUAUGUCUCCAUCCUGGAUCCCAGGACAGGCCAGAAACUGGUGGAGUGGCACCAGCUAGAUGUCACUUCUUUCUUGGACCAAGUAACUGGGUUCCUGAGCGAGCAUGGACAGCUGGAUGGCCAUUCUACCAGCCCUCCCCAGAAGUGUUCUCGUUCAGAGAGCCUCAUUGACGCCAGUGAGGACAGCCAGCUGGAAGCUGCUAUCAAGGCCUCUCUGCAGGAGACGCACUUCGACUCCUCGCAGGCCCAGCCGGAGAGUCGCUCCGACGAGGAGUCCGAGUCAGAGCUGUUCUCGGGCAGCGAGGAGUUCAUUUCGGUGUGUGGCUCUGAGGAGGAGGAGGAGCCAGAGAAUCCUGCCAAGCUGAGGAAGUCUCCACACAAGGACUUGGGGUAUAAAAAGGAGGAGAGCCGGCGAGCUCAGGCUGAGCCCUGUGCAAGGACUGAGCCCGGGCCGGCAGCCAACCACAGGCUGCUGCCCUGCGCCGAGGAGCCCGGCGACAGGCCCGAGAGCACGUGUCAGGGCCUGGAUGUGAACGGACCAAAGGCACAGCUGAUGCUGAGGUAUCCAGACGGAAAGAGGGAACAAGUUUCACUGCCCGAACAAGCUAAACUCCUGGCCCUCGUGAAACACGUCCAGGCGAAAGGAUACCCCAACGAACGCUUCGAGCUUCUCACCAACUUCCCUCGGAGGAAACUCUCCCACCUGGACUAUGAGAUCACGUUACAGGAGGCAGGCCUGUGUCCUCAAGAGACAGUCUUUGUGCAGGAAAGGAAUUAGCACCACGGCCUGAGUUCUCCCAGCCUCCCUCCCCUCCCCUCUUUGCCUGGGACACCAACCCGUUCGAUAUGCAGUUAAGGGUCGUACAAUUGCAGCGUUGGCAUCGGGCGGGCAGCUGGCUGACCCUUCUCUCCCUUCUUCCCUCCUCCUGCUCUAGUGACCAAAUGAGAGUGUUGAGAGUUUUAUUUUCUUGCUCAGCUUGGGCCCUGCAGAGAGCAUUGGAAAGAGCAUCUUUCCUUUGUUUCCCUGGAAUAAAGUGCAAGGGUGGUCUGCGUGUGCAGCAUGCUGGGGCCUGGAGUGGCCACGACACCCCCUCUCGCUGCUGUCCUCAAACCUGCCUGCUUAAGUUAUUUUUGUACAAUGGUGUGGUGAUGGGGCACUGAGUCAUCUCUCUGUAAGGAGAGUGUGUCGUCCUCAGUACAGGCUUUGUUUUGAGCCUCUCCAGGAAAGGUCUCCAUUAACCUUACAGCCUUCCCAGGGGUUCCCUUACCCCACGCUCUUCAGAAACGUGGGCUUUGGGAAGGAGCCGAGUCAAGCUGUGCCAGAUACUCUGCCCCCAUCUAAACUGCAUGUGUGUUUUCCUCCUGCUUUCAGUGGUGCCAGGGGACAUGGGAAAACGAGCAGGCACCCAGCCACAUCCCCUGCGUGGCACUGAGUGCUUGGCCCAGGGGGACAGCCUCGUGUCCACUGUUGGAGCAGAACUUGGUAGACGUAGGUUGGGUUUCCAUCUCUUGCCUCCCCAACAUCCCCAAAGUCUCUCCUUUUUACUUGCUCUCAGGAUUUUGCAGGUGAUGACAGAAAGUGGCAGGAUGCUGUGAGGAUCUUGGGCUCUCUGGAGAGCAGCAGUUGUAACAACGUGGCGGUGAGGUGGCUUUUGUGCCUGUGUGGGGCUUGGUUUGCCUCCCCAGCAGUGACAGCGCCUGGAGCAGGGUGUGCAGAGUGCCCUGUUUGCCCAGCAUCUCCUCCAGCCCUCAAGCUGUCCAUCAGCUGCUGUCACAGUGGGUGUGAUGGGGAGGGAAGCCCACCAACCCUCGAGGUGGAGGUUGAGUUUGUGUGUUCACAGCUGAGAACUGAGGUUGCUGUGCUCCUCAUUGGUGAGGAGGGAGACACACGGGACCUUCCGUAGCUGCUACCAACUUCUGCAGCCCUCAGAUGAUUGCACUUGUUAAAGAAAAAGACUUCAGUGGUCAGAAAUGUACCAUAGACUAAAACUUUUCAAGAUACUGUGCCUUUAACUUCAUAUUAGCCAGCAUGCUUUGGAGCCUUUCAGUGCAGGAAGUCACAGAACAUGUCUGGGGUUCCCCAGGACGACGUCAGCUCACAACUGUCUUUGCUCACAGGUGAGGUUUUACCUGUAGUCAUACAGCUGUGUAAGUUAAUUUCCCUCCUGCACAGAGCCUGGUUUGCAUUCUGCUGCAGGGUGCAGCACAAGGAAAGCAAACUCAGGUCAAAGGCUGAUGUGACAUCACGUGUCACUUUUGGUUUGGGCAGAGGUCCUGUUGGAAGCAAAGUGCUGGGCCAGCAGAGGAGAGUGUUGGUGUUUGACUCCUGAGGCAGCAGCUCCCUGCUGAAGGAUCCAUCAUCGUUGUGGGAUAUCCACAUUCCUACCUUUGGCAGAAGGAAACCCUUUCUGUGUAGGUCUGAUGCUUCCCCAAGUGGCUUCAGCUCUCUGGUUGGAACAACUUGCUCUGAUGCUUGUUGCCUUGAAACCUGUUCCCUGUCCAGUGUUAACUGUGGGGAAGCGAGGGCAGGCUGCGAGGGGCCAGGGGGAGAUGGUGCUUUUUCAAUCCCAGGGCAGUUUUAUUGGCAGCUUCUCUUCUUCCCCUCCCUGGCUGCACUUGGGGCUCCAGGCUGAGGCAGGCUGAAGCAAUGGGGUAUAGAAGCACUCACAGCAGCCUCGGCAGCGGGAGGAGGGGAAGCUGCGUCGCUCCUCUGCCCUGCUGUGAGGAGAGGAGCAACCCCUCACCCAGCCAUCAGAGCUCAGUCUGGGAGCCCUUGGGCAGCUCCUUGGUGCUUGGUUGUGUUGGGAGCAGCUCAGGCACUUGUCAUGAGGAAGCAAACGUGGCCCUGGGCCACUAUGAGCUCAAAGAAAUGAGCCUGUUCCUUUGGUUCCAUCACGACGUGUUUGUCCUUUCAGUGUUCUGUCACUUUGGUUUGUGAGCAGGAGGCAGAGGGAAGGAACAGCUAAGGAAUACGAGUCCCUGCACGUGGCUCUUCUCCCUCUUGGUUCUUCUUAGUCUUUCUCCCUUCUUCCCCACACAAACAAAGCCAGUGCUGUGGCACACACAGCAGUCAGUCAGCUGGGCUGUAGUGGCUGAGAGGUGCUCAGAAGCAGCACCAACCAGGGCCCAACCUGCUCAGAUCUUCGUUCCUGGUGAAGCCCUUUGGAGGAACGUGGCUGAAAACAUGACCCAGGCUCUGACUGCAAAGAGCCUUUGUCACAGUCGCUUCUAGAUCCUCAGCCUGAAGUUCAAAUUGCUUUUGCCAAGGUUGGACAAAACACCUGGGAUCUGAUUGCAAAGGGAGGUGUUCAAAUAGGGAAGACGAAGGAAAAAAACCCUUCAGAGGCUGUGGCUGGUGCUUCCUUUGGCUCUGGGUUGGCUGUGGUCUGUGUGUGGCGGUGCAGGGGCUGCCCUGAGCUGGGGGGGGCAGCUGUGUGUGCAGGCAGUGGGGUUGUUCUGGGUACAGGACUCGACACCGAGCGUGUUUCAGGCUUCUUGCUGCCUGAGGAGCAGUUUCCUUUGCCCCUGCUCUUCCUCUGACAGCACUUGGUUUUGACACCUAAUGUCUCAUUGCAGCUGGUAAGGCACAGUGCAAAAUGAGCCCUGCCCUUCCCUGCCAGGUCCUGUUGGCACGUUUCCCGUUGGCUUCUCUCUGGUGACCCCUCAGAGGCCCACAGAAGGAUUUCAGGUCUCCCUAAGCCGAGCUGACUGACCAACAAGGGCAAGUGAAGGCUGUGCCAAACGUUUCUGAGCCCACUUGGGCCGUUUCCCUCCGGCUUUGAAGUCAGGCCUGUGAUUCUGACGCCGGUGCUGCUCGUGGGCUCCUUCCCAACUGCCAACAGGGUGUGUGAGUGCAGUCGCCUUGUCAGCUGCUAGUUGUCCAUCCCAAGGCACCCAAAGGUGGCUUUGCUGCUGAGUAGGUUUGCCCAGCAGUUCUGCAGGGCUGUGCUUUGCAGGACUGGCCAGGGCUGCUGCCUGGCUGGGGGCAGGAGGGGAGCAGCACCUCACGUGCCGCCGCCUUCCUCGCGCUCCGCUGCAGCGGUGGACUGGGGUUCUGGAGGGAUUUAUCCCCUCACCUGCAGCGCCUCACAGCUGCCACUUCCACUGGUGCUGUGGUUUCUGCCUCACAGGGGCUGGCAGCGAGGGGUUUAAUGGGUAACCCUGGCUGCUGAAGGGCCCGGCCUCUCCGGUCUCUGUGCUCGCCGCAGCGCGUCGCAGGGAGCGGGGAGCAGCAGGGGCUCAGCUCACAGCAGGUUCCUCCUGGGGGCCAGGCAUCGCCUGGGCUGGGGCUUUGUCAGGUACCAGGCACUGCAGAGAUGCAUCAAAUGUGCUGGUUGUGAGGUUUUACUCCUAAACCAUGUGAAGAAACAGGUCUGAGGUGUGUGUGGAAGUGUCCGUGUGAGCGGGACCGUGUGUCACUUCAGGAACUCAUCACUCGCUUUCUGUCCCUUCUUGGUUUGGUAAAUGACAUUUCCUCCUGUUCAGUCCCUUUUUCAGCCGGGUCAGUAACAGAAUAGGCAGUCCUGUCUGUCCAUGGGGGCAGAGGUGGCAGAGAUGUGCUUUGGGAGGUGAGGUCUCAGUGCCCUGAAGCCCGGGUGUGCUGUCAUCAGCCGUUUCACAGCUCCAGGUGCAGCCUCUCCUCUCAUUUACCUUUAUUUAUUUGAGCAGGAAUCCUUUUCCUGUCGAUGGGACAGCCUCUGUUUUAAAGGCAAAACACCAGUGCUGCUCCGAGCCCCGCGCUGCCAUGGCUGGAGUCCAGCCACUCGCUGGGGAGGUCGGUUGGCCGACGUUCUGCCUGGCCCAGGCUCUCCCUGGUGACCCCCACGAGGUUAAUGGACACCUUCCUGUGAGCAGGGGGGACUUUGAUCCUGUGGGAUGCUCUCAGUGUCUGUCCCCUCCCAGUGAACAGAGCCAUAUGUCCGUACCUUCUGCACACAGGCUGCUGGGGCAGCCCUGGCCCCCUGCCCGGCUCCCCCAGGGCUCAGCCCCCAGGGACCGUGUGCCUGGGCUGCAGAGAAGCUGCUCCUCUGCAACUGCUCCUUAAAUGCUGCUGGGACCUCGGGGCUGGGAGGGUCCCAGGGUCUGGAUGGUGGAGCAGGGAGAGGAGGUGCUAUUUGUAGAGCUCCAUGGAGGCCACCCGAGGAGAGCUGAGCUGGGAGAGGCGCUGGGUGCCUCAGCAGAGGCAACGUGAGUGUUGCAGGUGGGAUUGUUUCCCUCUGACUGGUGACCUCUGAGUCUCCAAACAUUGACUCUGCUGGUUCUUGUCACUUCUCUUCUUCGAGGGUGGCAGCUCCGUGUGGGAGCGGGGAGAGGCUCAGCUGGGAAGGUUGCAGCUCCCUGUGCUGGGAGGGACCAAACUCAAGGAAACCUCUGAUCUAUACACACAACUGCUGCAUUUUUUAUAAAUAUAUGUAAAUGUCCUAUUGUAAUAUUUGAUCCUGGAAAUAAAACCAAACUGUUUUCAGUA
This is a messenger RNA of Colius striatus (speckled mousebird), 6376 nucleotides long. It is a transcript of the gene UBXN7, whose product is annotated as UBX domain protein 7. Gene Ontology annotation, biological process: proteasome-mediated ubiquitin-dependent protein catabolic process. Gene Ontology annotation, molecular function: ubiquitin binding. NCBI's taxonomy places the organism in Eukaryota, Metazoa, Chordata, Aves, Coliiformes, Coliidae. Gene Ontology annotation, cellular component: nucleus. The coding region runs from base 224 to 1687 and encodes 487 amino acids. The transcript has 11 exons. The record is from RefSeq and is a predicted model, not a curated record.